UUAUUCAAAGUCAGAAUGGAAAGGUUUGUAGUGACAGCACCACCCUGCUCGAAACCGUUCUAAGACUGCUUGUAUGUGACUCCUCUGGAUCGAUUCACUGAAUUUGGAGGUGAGCUGCAUGAAGAUGGAGGAAAACUCUUCUGCACUUCUUGUAAUGUGGUUCUGAAUCAUGUUCGCAAGUCUGCUAUUAGUGACCACCUCAAGUCAAAGACUCAUACCAAGAGGAAGGCAGAAUUUGAAGAGCAGAAUGUGAGAAAGAAGCAAAGGCCUCUAACUGCAUCCCUUCAGUGCAACAGUACUGCCCAAACAGAGAAAGUCAGUGUUUAUCCAGGACUUGUGAAAAUGUGCCUGGAAGCCAACAUCCCACUUGAGAAGGCUGAUCACCCAGCUGUCCGUGCUUUCCUGUCUCGCCAUGUGAAGAACGGAGGCUCCAUACCUAAGUCAGACCAGCUGAGGAGAGCAUAUCUACCCGAUGGAUAUGAGAAUGAGAAUCAGCUCCUCAACUCACAAGAUUGUUGACCAGGAGGUUACCACCAUUGUGAUCAAGAUAAAUAAUGUGGAGUAUUAAGGUUAUGUGUUAAUUGUAUGGUUAAUUUUUAUAUUUAUUUCAUUUGAAAUCAUGUGAUGCAGAAUAGUUUGUCAAUGUGUAUAUAGUUGCAGGCAAAAAAAAAUCGCCAUUAUACUUACUGUUAAUUUUAGUCACCAAUGGUGUAAAGCAAAACUUAGGGUUUAGAGUGUGCUAGAAUACCUUAAACCUGAUGGUUGGUUAUCCUUAAAAUUGAAGGUUUUUCUCCUAAAAUGUUUGUGCAUGGAAGAGGUACCCUGCUGUUUUACCUUAUUGUCAUAUAUGAUUAUUCCUUCUGAGAUUACUUAAUUACUUGGAUUGAAGACUAGCCUAGGAAAUUGAAGCUGCUGACAGGCAACACUACUCACAGUAACUUAAAGGAAUUAUUUCUGAUUAGAGGAUCCUCAAAAUGGAAGGGAUGGUGGACAACUGUUGUUGUAUAUUCAGAUCCCUAGCUGAAAAUGACUGUUUAUUUCAAACUGUGCUUUACUUGUAUAUGAUGUAGUUACCUUAACUAUCCUUUUCCCCCAUUUUAAGGACUUACUGUUAUAUUUAGUAGCAGCUUCAAGUGACCAAAAGACUAAAAUCUUUUCAUGUCAGUGCCAAAAGCCAUAGGGAGUUUUGCAGUGGCAUGAUUUUAGUCUUACUAUGAACACAAUUUUUGAACUACAACUUUUGUUUCAAUAUCAUCUUGAGUUUGUAAGCUUUUUUUAAUGUCUUCAUGUUAAAAGACUUCAGGAUGGUCAUUUUAAUUUAAACAGGUAGACAUUUUAUGAUAGUUUUCUGUUUUACAGAAAAUUAGUAAUUUUUUUGGCUGACAGAUUGGAAAAUAAGGAAGUUACUUUCUAUACAUUAAUUUUUCCACAUGGUUUCAUAAGAGUUUAUUUAGGAUAAGCAAACUAGAAGCAAGUUUACUUUCACUUUAUGUGCUUUGCCUCUGGUGGCACAAGGUUUUUAAUGGAUAGUAAACAAUCAUCUAAAAAUACUGGUAAGAUUUUUUGUAGGGGAGAUCUGGCAGUAUCCUACAAAACUGUUUGGAUGAGAAACUAAUCAGUUCUGUUAGAGGUCAACCAUGUUCAGGAAAUGAUCUCUGUCUAAGCCUCACUAUUUACGGUUAUCGGAGACCCAAGUAUAUUUUUUAAAAACUAACAGCUUUAACAUGGAGUAGAGCUUUAAAAAAAAACAAGUUCUUUGAAAGCCAUAUCAAGUUAAUAUACUUACAAAAUAUUAUUUCUACUACAAAGCACUGACAACGAUGCCCUAUGUAACAACUGGAGUUAUCUUUAAGGUUUUUUAUCACAAAGUCUUAACUUAAAAAAACUAAAGUGAAUAAGAACAAGGUUAGACUUUAUAUUUUUCAGUAACAGUUUUCUAUGUCUAAAUUUCUUUUACAGACUUAAGUUCCUAGCAGGUUGUCCAAGUGUCUACCUGAUUUUAGAUUUGAUGUGGAUUUGGGGAGGCGGUGGUUUCUUAGUUUGCUUUAAUUUUAAAAUAAGCCUGCCACCAAAAAAAAGUCAAAAUUUAAACUACCAGUUUUUCUCAUGUUCAGUUAUGUUAAAAUAGCACAAUAAAUGCCUAAAAUAGUGCUGUCAUUAAUAAAGCACAUAACUGAGAAGACCAGCAUGUACUUUGCUUUUACUUCCUCUACUAAAGAAUUGGUAGGAAACCAUGUUUAAUUUGAAUUAUCUGUGAUGGUAGAAUGUCUUAAGAAGCUGGGAAAAUAAUUGAGUUUUAUAGCACUAUUCUCAGAAUACAAAAUAAGUUUAGAUUUGUAGUCAUUGUAAUUUUUCAAAAUUCCAUGUGAUUCACUAUUGUUUAGAUAUUAAUUUGCACUGAUAGCAGACCUUUAAUGACAGAACAGCAUUGAGUAAUCCUAAGCUGUAAACCAGAUGACGUUUCACUGGAAAAACACCAGUAAUUCACCUUUACAUUGCUAGGAUUUAAUGAUUAUUUAGGUCUAUAUAUCUUAAUGUAUUUCACCAGGCUCCAGACUAUUCCCACAUAUUCUAUAAUAUCUAGGGGCAUAAUCCAUCCUCUUGUUAGGAUUAUAUCAGGUCCUUAGAAGCAUUUUUCAUCCUGUUGUGGUGGUUUAGGUGUGUUUCUUUACUUGAUUUUAACACUUUUUGUUUCCUGCAACUGGUUAACUUUGUCUUAUAGUUAAAUAGAUAAAGCAGAAUGAUUGUUUUAGCCUGCUCAAACGUACAAGUCUGUGAAACCAUGGUUGGCAUAUGUUAGAUAACAAAGAGAAUAUCUAAGGUAUAUACUCCUGUGAGGUGUAGUGGAUGUGUGUAAAGAAGCUUUUAAUCUUAACUAUAUAGUGUUAGUGUGAUGCUAUACUAUUUGGAAGAAUAGCAUUUUCUAUUUUAUAAGUUGUAUGCAUAAACAUAAGGUUUGUAAUGUUUCAUUUAUAAAUUGCCUUCUUCAAUACAUGCUUAUCUGUUAGUAGUGUUUUUUCAAAGUAUAGUAGUAUGUCUUCCAGAAUUUCACUUUAGUAAAUAGUUCCUAGGUAGUUGAAAUAUUAAAUUCCUUGUUGGUUUAUUUUGUUUCUAUGGGGCAUAUAGCAAGCCUGAAGGACAUUGUAAUCAUUUCUUACAGGGUGGAGAUUUGGAAAGAUUAUGUAUGAGAGCCUAAAUAGUUAUUUUUAUUCAUUAUCAUCUUUGGUUAAGACUUGCUUUUCUAAACAAAUAACUACUUACAGUUAAUGCAUUUGGUUCUACUGACUUUUCAGGGACCAGAAAACUUUAAAGAAAAUGUCUUACAUCUUAGAAUUGUAACAAAUUAAGUAUUGGCUGGGAUUGUUCUGAAGUAUUCAUUGCUUAGAAACUAUAGUAAGUAACAAUUGACAAGAUCUCUAAGCAGAAAGUUCCAUGUUAAAAACUUUUGCCCAAAAGCAUUUGUGUGUGUUAAUGAAAAACACAUUUAAACAAAAUAAAAUUUAAGGUGGCCCAAAAUGAAAGCCACAAAAAUUCAUUUGGUGCUUAGUCUUUGUAAGGGCUCUCUGUGGAUUGACCUGCCCCAAUUGCCUUUAAAUGAGUACAUAUCACCUUCAUUAAUAGUAGAUUUGUUCUAUAAUUUCAUUAAAAAUCUUAGCCUAAAAUUAAUUGCUUUAGCUUCUGGUCAGCACUGAUUAAAAUGUGAAUAGUGAAGUGGCUAUCUUAAACAUUGGUUUAUCAGAAUCCAUACUAUCAUAGACUUCUGAGGUAAAUACAGUUCUUACCUAGUGGUAUUCCACUUGUAUCCAGAAUACUGUAUUCAUUAAAAUUUUACUAUGUUCAUUUUUGUA
Molecule: messenger RNA, 3848 nt
Organism: Phyllostomus discolor (pale spear-nosed bat)
Lineage: Eukaryota; Metazoa; Chordata; Mammalia; Chiroptera; Phyllostomidae
Gene: CGGBP1
Product: CGG triplet repeat binding protein 1
Exons: 1
Biological process (GO): regulation of transcription by RNA polymerase II
Cellular component (GO): nucleus
Molecular function (GO): double-stranded DNA binding
Source: RefSeq, a predicted model, not a curated record